Molecule: messenger RNA, 1092 nt
Organism: Schistosoma haematobium
Lineage: Eukaryota; Metazoa; Platyhelminthes; Trematoda; Strigeidida; Schistosomatidae
Exons: 3
Coding region: 251-922 (223 amino acids)
Molecular function (GO): nucleic acid binding
Source: RefSeq, a predicted model, not a curated record
UUGGAAAUAAAGAAGGCAAUGUCGGCGCAUGUAAUGGCUGAAAAAUCCACUGUUGAUCAACUUAUUUAUUAUUAUUCAGAUUGGACUAGAUUACUUAGGGCUGCUGCGUGGUUAACCCGAUUUAAGCGAUAUUUAUUGGUAAUGCGUUCUGGUACAACUGAUCUGUCUCUACAGAUUUAAUUCGAUAUGUCCAACGCUUAGUAUUGCGGAAAGAGAUUGAAAUAUUGUCGUCUGAUACCAUUAGCAAGUGAUGAUAAACGGAUUAUUAUGUGUAGGUGGCCGACUUCAAAUUAGUUCCUGGCCCGAGUCGAGGAAGCAUCCUAUAAUAUUACCAUCGAAGCAUACAAUUACAUAUUUGAUUCUACAGUACUACCAUACUUUGGAGGGACAUGUUGGAGCUACACAGGUAAUGGCAACGGUCCGAGAAAGAUUUUGGGUGCUGAGGGGUGGUUUAGCCAUGAGGAGGGUGAUAAGGAAUUGUGUUUAUUGUAGAAGGAGGAACGCCCGUCCCAUUCAACAACUAAUGGCACCAUUGCCUCCGGUCAGAAUAGAAGGUGGUGACUAUCCAUUCUUAUCAGUUGGGGUAGAUUAUUUUGGAUCCAUUAUGGUUAAACAUGGUAGAAGUACUGAAAAGCGAUAUGGUUGUGUAUUCACUUGUUUGAGGUUGAGAGCUGUGCAUCUGGAGGUGGCAUAUAGCUUUACCACAGACUCAUUUAUCAUGGCGCUAAUGAUGUUUGUCAGUAGGAGAGGCUAUCCAAAGGAGAUAUACAGUGAUAAUGGAUCAAAUCUGGUGGGAGCUGAGCGUGAACUAAGAAAAUGUCUUCAGGGUUGGGUGCAGGAGCGUAUACACUCUGCAUUACUAAGAAUGGGAAUUCAAAUGGUUCAAAUGGUUGUGGACGGAAUAGAAGAAGCUUUCGCUUAACAGGCUUCCGUGUCUAGUAGCAGGGGAUCACCAAAUCCUCCAGGCAGGAACCUAGGUAUGUUAACAAUAAAAGAGGAAAAGAAAUUGGUAAAUCAUAGUGUGAUGCUGUCCUUGGUCCUUAAGAAUAGGUCAAGUUGCCUCUUGAAGGACUCCUGAGAAGUCGCUUGGAC